UACUUUGUGGAUAUUUUAUUCAUAUUUGUAAGGGUUUGCUAAAUUAACAGGUUUUUAAUUUCAUGUUUAUGAAAUGAAUCUUUUUUAAUGUAUUUAUCUAACCAAAACUGUUAAAAUGGAACUCAUUUACUCAAUGCGGCGCAAGCCCCUAAAAUGCGAACCUCCUCAUUUCGACAGCACACAAGAUCCUGAGAUAAUCAGACCGCUGUGCACAAUAUCAAGCUGCAAUAUCAUAGCAUUCACAUCAGUCACAGAGCUAUCUGACUGUGAUGGGGAGACUUGGGGUGGAUAUGUGUAUGUCUGCGAUCUGGACACCCCGUGGGACAGCCACAAGGUCACCAGCACCGUGCAUCCUGUGUCAGCUCUGGAGUGGGACGGUGAGGGCAAGCAGCUGCUGGUGGGCACGACUGUGGGGGAGGUAUCGGUGUACGGACAGAAAGAUUAUUUGCUUAAUGAGUGGACUUGUCUAUACAGUGCAAAUUUUGCAGGGGAGCGCAUUAUUAAGGCAUCCUUCUUCCACAACGGACGUCGUUUUGUGACUCUCGAAAAGAAGCCCGAUGCCCCCAUACCGGAGAGGAUUCAGAUGCUCCGCUCCGCGCCUACACUAAAAGGUUUCGGCGGGGUGGCGUGCGCGGGCGCGGUGGUCGUGACGGCGACCGGGCUGGUCGGCGCGCUAACGCCGGGCGAGGGCGGCGCGGCGCUCACCGCCACCGACUGCCUGCGGGGCGCGCGCGACCACGUCGUGUGCGCCUCCAUCGCGCACAAGGGCAGCACCGUGCUGGUGGCGGCGGCGUGGCGGCGCGGGCGGCGGCGCGGCGUGCGCUGCGCGGCGGGGGCGCUGGCGCGGCCGCUGGCGCUGCGCCUGUCGCCGCUGCCGGCGCUGCAGCUGGCGGACGACGCGGCCGGCGUGCCGGUGUCGGUGGCGUGGUGGCUGCGCGACGACGGCGAGGCGCUGCUGGUGGCGGGCACGCAGCUGGCGCUGUGGAAGCUCGCCGAGCGCGCCUACCCCGUGCACAAGCUGCUCGCCAAGGGCCAGGGCGGCACCGCGCCCGUCGGCCCCCCUAAGACCGCCGACUGUUUCAACACUGUCAGCUGGCAGCAGACGUGCUCGUGGGCGUUGGAGGCGGAAGGCGGGUCGGGAUGCGCGGGCGUGACGUGCGUGAGCGCCGCGCGCACGCCGCUGGGCGCUGCGCACGCCGUGCUCGCCACGCCGCACCACCUGCACCUGUUGGCGCGCGACACGCAUCACUACCUGCUGUCGCGGCCGGUGGGGACGGGCGGCGGGGCGGGUGCGGCGCCCGAGGCGUCGGCGGGGGCCGGGACGCCGCCCAAGAAGACCAAGUACGGUGACGCGGUGUGUGCACAGGGCGGCGGCGCGGGCAGCGGGGGCGGGGCGACGGUGCGGGCGGCGGACAUGUCGGCGCUGGGCGGCGUGGUGGUGUGCGUGGACUCGCGGUCGCAGCUGCACGCGUGGCGGGUGGCGGCGCCGGCGGCGGACAUCCCCACGCCGCUGUCGGUGACGGCAACGGCGGGCGCGCUGGAGUACGCGCUCGUCGCCGGUCUCGACGCGCUCGACCUGCUCGUCACGCUCAAGCCCAACGUCGUCGACGCCGUCUGCGAGAGGCUGACGGAGAACUUCCAGCGACAGCCGGCGGCGUUCCAGCAGUACUACUACCACGGCUGGCUCAAGCUGCGCAUAGCGCUCUACAGCUUGAGCGCGGGCGGGUCGGGGAGCGCGGCGGCGUUGACGGCGCUGCAGAUGUGCCACGCGGCGUGGGCGGCGGGCGCGGCGGCCGCCAGACCCGACCCCGACGCGCCCGCGCCGCUCGCCGCGCUGCUCGACGACGCGCCCGACGACAAGAGCCUGUUGGCGCUGGAGGCCAAGCUGGACACGUCGAGCGACCCCGCGCUGCCGGCGGCGCUGCAGCCGCUGCAGGGGCUGCGGCGGCCGCUGCAGCGCGCGGUGCACACGGUGCUAACGGCGCUGGCGGCGCUGCACGCGGCGGGUGGGGCGGCGGCGCCGGGCGGGUACGAGCUGUGGGCGGACGCGGCGGCGGUGUCGCUGCUGCGGCGGCUGGUGCUGGCGGCGCGCGCGUGUGGCUGCGGCGGCGACGCACUGUCCCGCCCACUCGCCCGCCUCGCCGCCGCCCUCACCGCCGCCCCGCCCGCCGCCGCCACCGCCAAGCCCGAUCUCCUCGAGGAGUGCGCGAGCGUGAGCGCGGGCGGCGCGCGGGUGUGGGACGGGCUGCCGCGCACCGCCGUCGCCGCGCCGCACGCCAGACCGCACCCGCUAUACCUGGAGUAUGGGGUGGAGCCGGAGUCGCUGCGCGUGGGGGCGGAGCCGCCGCCGCACGCCGCCAGCGACCACACGCCUACACAACAGAUGGACGCCAUUCGGUACAUGUACCUGGGCGGCGGGCGGUGCGCGGCGCGGUGGCGGCGGUGCGGGCGGUGCGGCGCGCGCGCCCUCCCUGCGCCUCGCCCCGCCAGACACCCCCUGCAGCGCGCCCACGACGCCCGCUUCCUGCCCGCCUGCAGAUGCGGUGGAAAAUGGACUCUAUUCUCUAACGUGUAAAUUAUUGACUGCCGAUGCAGGUACUCACUCGGUGCGGUGGUCGGUCUGCCCCGGCUCAGCGCUAUCGCACAGUAUAGCAAUAUAAGUCCCUACAGUAACGAAAUGCCUUUG
Molecule: messenger RNA, 2686 nt
Organism: Aricia agestis (brown argus)
Lineage: Eukaryota; Metazoa; Arthropoda; Insecta; Lepidoptera; Lycaenidae
Gene: MED16
Product: mediator of RNA polymerase II transcription subunit 16
Exons: 15
Coding region: 116-2575 (819 amino acids)
Biological process (GO): positive regulation of DNA-templated transcription
Cellular component (GO): mediator complex
Molecular function (GO): protein binding
Source: RefSeq, a predicted model, not a curated record